This is a messenger RNA of Camellia sinensis, 1497 nucleotides long. The record is from RefSeq and is a predicted model, not a curated record. Lineage: Eukaryota; Viridiplantae; Streptophyta; Magnoliopsida; Ericales; Theaceae.
CGCCAAAGACUCUUAUUGGAUCAUAUUAUCGAAGUAGGAAAUCGUAUUAUCGAAGUAGGAAAGAAAAAGGAAGGUAGCACAGCCAAAGACUCUUCUCUUCUGUUCUGUGCUCCCUCUUCCUCCAUUAUCAUGCUUUUCUUGCUUAAAUCCUCAACGGUAUUUUUAUGUUGCGGCUCUCUUGUCAGUGCUUAUGGCUUACUUUGAUGUACUGAGUUUCUUGUUCGCGGCUGGUGUUUGGUGUGCCACGUAUGCUUUUGUUGCAGUUCUUGGGAUUUUCCAGAUAUUCGAUAACUUCCGUACCUCUAUCUUGAAUUGAUAAAGCAUUUCAAAGAGCUAUAAUGGGUUAUGCACAGCUAGUUAUUGGCCCUGCAGGCAGUGGCAAGUCUACAUACUGCUCUCGUCUCUAUGAACACUGUCAAACAACAAGGCGCACAAUUCAUAUUGUGAACUUAGAUCCUGCCGCUGAAAAUUUUAAUUAUCCUGUCGCCAUGGCUUUCCUUGCAGAUAUCAGGGAACUCAUAUCUUUGGAUGAUGUUAUGGAGGAGCUUGGAUUGGGUCCAAAUGGUGGCCUUUUAUAUUGCAUGGAGCACCUUGAAGAAAAUUUGGAUGAGUGGCUAACAGAGGAAUUGGAUAACUUCUCGGAUGAUGAUUAUUUAGUUUUCGAUUGCCCAGGCCAAAUAGAACUUUUUUCACAUGUUCCUGUACUUAAGAACUUUGUGGAGCACUUAAAGCGUAAGAACUUCAAUGUUUGUGCUGUGUACUUGCUUGAUUCACAGUUCAUGACUGAUGUGACCAAGUUUAUUAGUGGUUGCAUGGCUUCACUUUCUGCCAUGGUUCAACUUGAACUGCCCCAUGUUAACAUUCUCUCCAAAAUGGAUCUUGUGACAAACAAAAGAGACAUUGAAGAUUAUUUGAAUCCAGAGUCUCAUGUUUUGCUGUCAGAGUUGAAUCAACGAAUGGCUCCUCAAUUUGAAAAGCUUAACAAAGCUUUGAUUGAAUUAGUGGAUCAGUAUAGCAUGGUAAGCUUCGUGCCUCUGGACUUGAGGAAAGAGAGCAGUAUACAAUACGUCUUGUCACAAAUUGACAACUGCAUUCAGUAUGGAGAAGAUGCAGAUGUGAAGGUUAAGGAUUUUGAUCCGGAGGAUGAUGAUUAGGGUGGCUUUGUGUCAUUUGUCUGGCUUUGUUGUAGUUGCAGUUCUGAUUAGGACAUGAGGUGCAAAACAUGUGUGAGAUCUUCUAGCAGAAUGGUUUGGACCUCAUGUGAACUAUUUUUGUAGUCUCAAAUAUUUACUGGGUUGCUUGUUUGUGAUUACUAACCGUAGGACUUUUGCCUAAAAACACAUUUACAUUACCAAUGCCUAGUGAUAGGUAUAGGUUUAGGCAUUAUGAGGUAUCAAUUUCAGCGUAUCAGUUUCAGCUCAUAGCUUUUAUUGUUCACAGUAGUAGGUGGUUAAGAAAACCUUUUGUCAAUUCAAAAUGGCUUCAACUUGCUCGAAA